Messenger RNA from Paramuricea clavata, 3814 nucleotides. The record is from the annotation of a GenBank genome assembly. Lineage: Eukaryota; Metazoa; Cnidaria; Anthozoa; Malacalcyonacea; Plexauridae.
UGAUGAUGAUAGUGAUGAUGGUGAUAGUGAUGAUGAUAGUGAUGAUGGUAUGAUGAUGAUGGUAUGAUGAUGAUGAUAGUGAUGACGAUAGUGAUGAUGGUAUGAUGAUGAUAGUGAUGAUGAUGGUGGUAGUGAUAAUGCGGAUGGUGGUGGUAGUGAUGAUCAUGAUGGUGAUGCUGAUGAUGUACCAAACUGUACCAAAUUAUUUUAGGCAAACAAGUUAUCAAAAGAAAUUUCAUUAGAUGACUCUGCCCUAUCCAAAAGUUUGGACAGUCAAACACUGGAAAAUUUUAAACAAAAUCACUGUUGGACUAAAGGUCAGAAUUUAAAUAUGAUUUCACUAAAACGAAAUUGUAGACUUGCAAACGUAAACUAUAUUGAACCUGUCUUUUUUCACAGGAGCAAAGGAAUUAUUUGAUUCUGGGUGUGGUGUAGUUUUUGGUGCGCACCCUUCUCAGAUUUCCCUAUUGUUCUUUCUUCAUUACUGUAAAUGCGCUGGUGGUGUCGAACCAAUCUUGGAAAGUAGUUAUGGCUCUGGCCAGGAAUGGAAAAUAAAGGUAGAACAGCCUGAGGGCAUUCAGCUACUCACAUUACCCAGGCUUUCAAAAUAAGGCUGGCGGGCGCCGGAGCUCCAGCGAAUGCCAUGAAGGUUACCGCAGGUUGCUUUGUUUAGUGCUUGAAAUAUCAAUUCUGCUCUCCUUCCUCCAAUCUAAGCUUUCAGACAAAGUUAUUUUUCCUCAACCUGCUCUACUUUAUAGACUGGUUAUUUUCAAAAACGACGUAGUAUUUCGUAAAACUGAUUUAGUUAUUCGCCAUCUUAAAUCUUGACGUUACCUUGUUGAAGAAUGAAAGUAGUGAUACAUUAUAUUUUACUUCCAGAGCUCAGUUGUGUUGCUAUCUAAUCAAUAUACACUGGUUAAUUUGGAUGAUUUUACGACUCCCAGCUGGACCGCUCCCCACAGCCACCUAGUGAUAAUUCUGAAAACUCUGCCUUACUAUAUAUCGAGUGUUACUACAGGAGGAAAUAAACAAAUUGUAUUUAAACUGGAUAGCUCUAUCUUGACAUCUUUAAAAUAUUCCACGUACUAUCCAAUGAAAUACUUCGACUCUCUCAACAACAGGAUGGCGCACAGACUAUUUCCCACCGACUCUUGCAAAAAAUUGGCGAGGAGAACGUGUGGCUCCAAGAGCCAGUGACAGAAAUAUCCCAGGUAACAUUGGUUAUUAUUCCACUUUCAUCGAGGUUUGAUGGUAGCCUGCGUGGCAGGCCCUCAAAUUUAUGGGGGGCCUGAUUUGCAGCGGGCAGGAUUUUGGCGGGCUGGAUUCAGUGGCUGGAUUCCUCCCCCGGAGCCCGCCAAAAUUCUGCCCGCUGCAAAUCAGGCCCCCCAUAAAUUUGAAGGCCUGCCACGCAGGCUAGGUUUGAUGGUUAAAACUGUUAUCAUAAAUAAAACAUUUUAGGACAACGACGAGAAGAUAGUUGUGACAACAGCGAGUGGAAAAAAGAAAAUCUCGAGUAAAUUCCUUGUGAUGGCCAUACCUCCUCAUCAGGCAUGUAAGUCAAGCAAUGAUCUUGGGCAUAAGCUACACACGUAAAAACACACAAGUUGUAACAAACUGCAGCAGACUUGUAGCAAUGCUGUUCCAACAACUUGUCAACAGGAUGUGCUCGCACUGCUUGUUGACAACUUGCUACAAGGUUGAUGAACUCAACAGACUUGUUACAAGUUGUUCCAACAACUUGUUAUCGUCCUGCAAUUCAACAAUAUGUCAACAAGUUGUGAGUGACAACCGUGUAGCAACUUGAUGAAAUAACAGCAUUGUUACAACUUGACAAGCUUGCCACAAGCCUGUUGCGAACACAUCUUACACAUCUCUCCUUGAAUUUAGAGACGAAGUUUAUUACAAAGUAGAAUUUACUAAUAUUUGUCCAUCAUACCAACUCGUUUAUAGUGAGGAUAAAUUUCACUCCUUGUUUGCCGUUCAAUAAAGAACAUUUAUUGCGUCACAUGCCUGUGGGUCACCUCAUCAAGUUCAUCGUCACAUACGCCACGCCAUUUUGGCGGGAAAAUGGUCUAUCUGGAGAAAUCGUGUCUUUUGAUGAUUUUAAGAUAUUUGAUAAACAUGCUUAUGAAAAUGGUGGUACGUUUUUGUUUCUUGAGUCUAAGAGUUAUCUUUUAUUGAUCCAGUGUUACUACAGGAGGAAACCUUAAUUAAACUAACUUUAUUUAUACUGGAUAGCUGUAUCACGUAUUUUAUUAUUUUUUAGUUUCAUCAGACGAAAAUGAAGACACUUCGUUCGUUGGUGAAGCUCCAGUGAGCUUAAUCUACGAUGCCACAUCAGCCAAUGGGAAUGCAGCAUUAGUCGGGUUCAUUUCCGGUGUCGCGGCAGCCCGAUGGACAAGUCAGUCGGUGAGAAAUUUUAUGAAUCAGAAACGAAUUUGCGUAAUGUCAUAAUCAAGCAUAUAAAAAUAUUUCUGUAGGAGGAAGAGCAAAAGACAGGAGUGACGAAGUUCUUAAAGAAAUUCUUUGGAAAACAAGCAGAAAGUUAUUUAGAUUUUGCUAUUAAGGUAAGGGAAAUGCCUUUCCUUUUCACCUGUCCAUCUCUCUAAUUAUUAUUGGUAUUUAUUUUACAUUAUUUAUCUUUUAUUAUUUUAUAUUGUAUAUUAACACAGAAAUAUUUUAUAUUGCAUAUUUUUACAGAAACUUAGUUAAACUAGAAGGUGAUCAUUCUUAAUAAGGGGGAUUUUCGAUGUGAUCUCAAUGUAUUCUUUACUUGCUCUCAAUAUAGGAUUGGUCUAAAGAAGUUUGGAAUGGUGGAUGUCCUGUGAACUAUACCACACCAGGAACCUUAUCUGUCUACGGAGACUGCUUGAAAGAUCCUUUUGGGAGGUAUCACAUUAUUCUCCAGUCCAAGUUGGCAUCAUCAAUCUUUCAUCUAACUAUCCACAGAUCUUUGCCAAAAAUGGACCUCAGAAUUAAAAUCUUCAUGCUCAAAUUAGUCUAUACCGAAAAUCUCAUGAUGUUUGGAUAUUCAGGACGAGAGUUACGGCGCUUUGAAAAAUGUUGUUCCACACUAUUCUUGAUGAGCUAUAGUUCUCCAGAGUCCACUCGACCCAGUCUUUCGCGCGAUCUAUGUAUUGUCGCGAUCUCGAUUUUGUGUCUGUCUGCAAAGAUGUUUUUCAGGGGAAAUAAUUGAAACUUCAGGACAUUUUUGUUACUAUAGAUUUGUAUGGAUUUUCCGCUACAAAUGCAUAGUAAAUACAAAAUUUUCAAAACGUCGUAACUCUCGCCCUGAAUGUCCGAACGUCAUGAAAGUUUUAGGCGUAGACUAAUUUGCGCAUGAAGAGUUUAAUUCUGAGGUCCAUUUCUGCCAAGUAUGAAGAUAAAAAAUCGAUAACGCGAACUUGGACUGGAGAAUAUGUUGUGAAAUUGACUUGAAGCACAAUUGCUACAAUUGACUUGAAGCUCCGUCUUUGUAUAAAGCUUGUGUGGUUAGCAUCCCAGGCAAGCUGGUUUUGGUAUUUUUUUGUCAAAUCCAGUAACCAAAUUAACCUAUCUUCUAUUUCCUCCCAGGAUUCAUUGGGCAGGCACAGAAACUGGGACAAUAUGGUCAGGUUUCAUGAACGGUGCGGUUCAAGCAGGUACACGAGCUGCUAACGAAGUACUGCAGAAACUUUAUCCUAACUUUAUCCCUAUCUAUCAAGACAAAGUCGUGACGAAGAUUUCUCAGAACUCUGGAAAGAAUUAUUGGAAUAUUGGAAUUUUAAGUACUUUGCUUCUUGUUGCAAUAUUCGUAGGAAUAGGGUGGUUUUAA